Stereum hirsutum FP-91666 SS1 is the source of this 2496-nucleotide messenger RNA. RefSeq lists its product as uncharacterized. The coding region runs from base 566 to 1993 and encodes 475 amino acids. The record is from RefSeq and is a predicted model, not a curated record. The transcript has a single exon. Lineage: Eukaryota; Fungi; Basidiomycota; Agaricomycetes; Russulales; Stereaceae.
GACGCUGGCAUGUUGCAAGAUAUGAUAGAAGCUGAUAUGUACAUGAUGAAUGGGUAUAAGGAGAUUAUGUCCGCCUUGGUGUCUAGAGGGACCAGCAAAGACAAGCCAUAAAGAUGAAGCUGGAUGGCCGAAACGUCGUUCGGAGAGACGGGUGAAGAGAGGACGAAUGAUAGACCGUCGGCAGAUUCAGCGCACACGCAACGGGAAAAGACAGAGUUAGAGGCUCGUCCAUCCGAGUGGGAGCAGCGGGCCAAUACCGGCUAGGUGUGUUCAUCGCGGUGCUUGAAGGAGCAGAGGAAGAAAUGAACGAGGUGUUGGUGGGAGAGAGCAAAGGCAGGACCGGGACGCAAAGGAACCGAACGGGACGCUCGUCAUUCGCUGCCCGCGCCACGCGCCGCCGGCUUACCUCAUUCUCUCCCUUUUUAUAUUAAAUCCCUCAUCGCUCCCGCUCUGCCUCCCAUCGCCCCUCGUCCUCGCCCACUUUUUUUGUCCUUCGUCCUUUGGCUCGCUGUCGCGCCCGUUGUCGCCAGUGUCGCCGCUGGCUAUCGCGGUCAUCGACGACACGAUGCCGUCCCAGCCGCGUCCGAUCCUGAAGCGGGCCUCGCACUCGUUCACGCCGUCGAGCCCGACCUCAUCUUACUUCCCAUCUACCGCCCACCCGCCAGAAAACAACCACACCACCAAACAUUCACAUUCCGUCCGCUUUCCUCCCUCGCCCACACUAACGCGCACGUUCUCGGCGUACUCGCCCUCGUCGUACGACCGUUCGCCGAUCGUCGUCCUCCCCAACAGCUGUGCGCUCCCCGCCCGAGGAUGUCCCGGGAGGACGUAUAUACCCGGCGAUGUAUCCCCUCCGCGUGCGGAAAGGGAGGACAGGAGGUCCAGUCCUAGUCCUAGUCUCGUUCCAAGUCCGGAAAAGAGGGGCAAAGCGAUGAAGAGUAAAUCGAAAACGAUGCAUCCCCGCGCUGGCGUCGUUUCGAGCCCCGGCCUUCGACCUAUCGCUCUUCCGGUUCCAUAUUCUUCUUCGCCUCUCGCGUCCACUAUCACCAUCACCUCCUCUGAUACUCUGUCACCGAAUGCGACACCCAUACCCAACUCCACUCCUCUCCACCAGCAACACCAAUACCAACACCAACACCAACACGCCCACGCUCAUACCCCCACCUCAGUCCCAACCCACCUCCCAGACCUCACACCCAGCUCCUCCGCCUCCGAAUCAGACGAAUCAGACGGCUUCGUCUCGCCUCCUCCCCCUCCCUCCUCUUCCUCCCUUAACGCCUCACUAUCCUCGCUCACCCUUUCCGCUCCAAUGCCGAUCCCGAUCAUACCGGAACUAAGCGUCUUCAACGUCGAAGACGAACUCAUAACCACCGCCGCCGACGAGGACGAAGACUUGACGCCGCCCGCGAACAUGUUCACCUCGUUAUCUUUGUCGCCUUCCGCGUAUUCGAACUCGAACUCGAAACCGAAAGACGCAACCGCAACCGUAGAUGAAGUCCCACCGUUCGAUGACGUGGAAGAAGACGAGGCGUAUGAAGAAUAUUAUACCUACGAGGAAGAAACGCGUCGGCGGCGUCGGGAUCGGGAUCGGGAUCGGGACCGCGAUCGCGAUAGGCGGAGACGCAAGAAUGAGCGUAACGGCGGACAUGAUUCGCGGUCUUUAGGUCUGAAUGGGGGUGCGGGGAAGACGGAAGCAGGGGGACAGGGCGGGGAGGACGGCGAGGAGGAGGAGGAAGGGGAGGGGGGCGACGCGGAUGAUGAUAUAGGUGGUAAUGGUAGAAGUCACAAUUCGAAUGUGAGUGUGAAGAAGGGAUCGGGGUCGGGAAGGAGGGUGAGGAGGGGAUCGAAGGGUGGGAGGGGGGAGCAUCAGGGAGAGGGAGAGGAGGAGGGACAUGAGAGGGGGAGGUAUAAGAGUUUUGUGGGGGGUGGGUUGAGGUUUGGAGGGUUUGGAGCGGAGGAGGGGGAGGAUGAUGGGUGUUUGGGAGGGUUUUGAGGCGAUGGUUUUCUUGUCAGGGGUCGCCGAGACGAUGUCGUCUUGAUGUUGUCUUGGUCCCUUCGAUGGCAUCCUCUUGGUCCCUUCGAUGGCAUCCUCUUGGUCCCUUCGAUAGCGUCCUCUUAGUCCGAACUUAACUACCUGCCAUAUCCGUCACAUCUCGUUCCUCUCUCCUCUCCUCUCCUCUCCUCUAUGUUCCUAGGUCGUGCGAAUAUGUUCAAUAGGCUUUCGCCGGACUGGUAUAGACAUACAUAGACUAUGCAUGUUUAUUUGGGUCUUGGCCUGUCGGUAGGUGUGUAGGUGUAAAGCAGGGGUUUGAAGUAACGAAAAUAUCCACGGGUCUAGCAGUAUUUAUGACUUUCUCUUUCUCUUUCUGGCUCUGGCUCUGGCUCGAAACGCGAAACGGUUGCGGUGUUUGUUUGUUUGUUUGUUCGUCUCGCUAUGCUAUGGUACGAUACACUAGCUAUGGUACGAAUAUGGUACGAAUACAAUACAAUACUAAG